Molecule: messenger RNA, 1124 nt
Organism: Salvia splendens (bonfire salvia)
Lineage: Eukaryota; Viridiplantae; Streptophyta; Magnoliopsida; Lamiales; Lamiaceae
Product: GATA transcription factor 18
Exons: 2
Coding region: 229-825 (198 amino acids)
Biological process (GO): regulation of DNA-templated transcription
Molecular function (GO): sequence-specific DNA binding; zinc ion binding
Source: RefSeq, a predicted model, not a curated record
CACGACAAACCGGAUUCUCGCAGGUGCUGACUGGUAUUUCCCCAUUUUAUUUUAUAUAAAGCAACAGUCGAUCUCACCAGCUCUCUAUCCUAUGUUGUUGUUCAAACAUUUUACUCCUAUUAUUACCCAUCCUUUUCAACUCACUAUUCCCCUCUCUAUAAAUUAAAACACCCCGACUCCACAUUCCAAAAUCCAAAUUCAAUUCAUCAUCUCUUAAUUUAAUCAACAAUGUAUCACACCCACCACCAAAGUGGCAAUUCCUUCCCCAUGCUAUUCUCCAUGCCUAAUUCCCACCUACCAUUCUUCGAUGAAACCGACUUGUACUCUCCUUCCGCUUCAGUCGAUUGUACCCUCUCCUUAGGCACCCCUUCCACACGCGUCGAUCACAGCACCCACCACGAGAAGAAGCGCUCCUCCUGCAUCUCCAACUUCGGCUGGAACAUCCUCCCUUCCAAGCACACGCCUCCGUCCUCCUCCGCCUCAGGCGCCGACCCCCUCCUCGCUCGCCGCUGCGCUAAUUGCGACACCACUUCCACUCCCCUGUGGCGAAACGGCCCCAGAGGCCCGAAGUCGCUAUGCAAUGCGUGUGGCAUUCGUUACAAGAAGGAGGAGAGAAGGGCGACGGCGGCGGCUACGGGCAACGGAGCUCAGGUGGAGGCGCAGUACAUGAUGAAAGCUCCGUGCUACGGCGGCGAGUACCGGUUCAUGGAAGAUGAAGGCGCGGUGGAUCAUUCGGAAAUGGGCGGCGGUGGCGGAGUUCCGUUUAUGUCGUGGCGUUUCAACGUGACGGACAGGCCCGGGCUGGUUCAUGACUUUACUAGAUAAAUAAUUAUGGGAUUUUCUAAUUUAAUUGGAAAAGAAAUGAAUUCCAAAUUUUAAGGGGAGAAUCGGAUUUGAUGGCGACGGAUAAGUGUGGGUCAUGCAAUUCUUUUCUUUUCGGAUGUUUAUUUAUUUUAUUAAUUUUGUUUUUGGGUUUGAUACAUAGAUGGAGUGAAAAUGAGUUAAUUCUAUGUUGUUUGGUUAGAUUGCUUUUUUCUUUUAGUAGCUUUCACUUUUUCAGGUAUGGCCCCAAAAAUUAAUAUUAGUAUUAGUAUCUAAAUGAAGAGCAACUUUUAGUGUUGGUC